This is a messenger RNA of Exophiala xenobiotica, 1977 nucleotides long. RefSeq lists its product as uncharacterized. Gene Ontology annotation, molecular function: 3-deoxy-7-phosphoheptulonate synthase activity. Lineage: Eukaryota; Fungi; Ascomycota; Eurotiomycetes; Chaetothyriales; Herpotrichiellaceae. The transcript has a single exon. The record is from RefSeq and is a predicted model, not a curated record. Gene Ontology annotation, biological process: aromatic amino acid biosynthetic process. The coding region runs from base 229 to 1761 and encodes 510 amino acids.
GCAACAAGGCGGCGCACAAUUCACUGAUUGAACUCGGUAUUCACUGCCAUAGCCAUUUCACUUAGCAUCUUGGGAUAGUGUCUGGCCGACACUCCGCUUGCCACAAGUGUUACCACGGCCACAAUCUGCCGCCUUGGACCAUACCAGGACUAUUCGAUAUUGGACAUCUGAUCUUGCACCGCACAGCAGGGUCCUGAAGGGAUUCGUUGGCCGAUUGAACUUGUUAUAAUGGCCCAAAAUGGCGCGUCUGCCACAUGGACACCGUCGAGCUGGAAAGGUAGACCCAUUGUUCAAUCUGUGGAAUACAAAGACACCGCCUCCUUCGACCAAGCCGUCACCAAACUCAACACACUGCCACCUCUGGUAACGCCACGAGAAAUCGUCAAGCUGAAAAAUGAGCUGCGGGAAGUAGCGACAGGUAACGCUUUCUUGUUGCAGGGUGGGGACUGUGCAGAACUCUUCGACUACUGCAACCAGGAUAUGAUCGAAGCGAAAGUUAAGCUCUUGUUGCAGAUGUCCCUUGUCCUGAUCUACGGUGCGAAGAAGAAGGUCGUCCGUGUGGCCCGUAUGGCUGGUCAAUAUGCGAAACCGCGCUCUUCACCCAUGGAAACAAUCGAUGGUGUCACAAUGGCCAGUUUCCGAGGAGACAUUUUGAACAGCUAUGAGGCCGACCCAGCUGCACGUGAACCCGAUCCGAAGAGGCUGGUCGAUGCCUACUUCCAUUCGGCAGCGACACAAAACUACCUAAGAGCCGCCCUGUCGUCCGGUCUGGCCGACCUUCACGCCCCUCUGGACUGGAGUCUGGGGCACGUUCGCGAUCCGACGGUCCGCGACCACUACCAAGCUAUCGUAGAACGUAUCACAGACACUCUUGAGAUGAUGCGGACGAUAGGGCUUGACACUAGCGGCGGUCUUGAGACUGUUGAUCUCUUCACGUCACAUGAAGGCCUACUACUUGAAUACGAGCAAUCCCUCACUCGCUUGUUCAAACACCCAUCGAACACACCUCCACCUUCACUCCCCUCAAAAACAAGUCUCUCGCCCAGCAAACACCGAAAAACUUCUCUUCCUACACAACUUCCACCUCCCUUACCCCCAACUCAAGGCUACUAUGACACCUCUGCGCACUUCAUCUGGAUCGGCGACCGAACACGUCAACUGACACAUUCACACGUCGAGUUCUUCAGAGGCGUCGCAAACCCGGUUGGUGUCAAAGUUGGUCCGAGCAUGCCAGCUGCUGACCUGGUGCCUCUGCUCGACAUCCUCAACCCCAGCCAUGAAGUCGGCAAAAUUGUCUUGAUCACACGCUACGGUCACGACAAGAUUGCUGCACAUCUGCCAGGACAUAUCCGCGCGGUUCAGGCUUCGCCGCACCGAGAUACCGUGGUCUGGCAGUGCGAUCCUAUGCACGGAAACGGGCGCAACGCGACAGUAACAGCACCCAGCACCAACGGGGAAACCACUAACGGGACGACGACUUUCAAAACUCGGCGUUUCAGUGACAUCUUGUCAGAGUUGAAACAAGCCUUGACAAUCCAUCGGUCCAUGUCCAGUUACCUUGGCGGCGUGCAUCUCGAGCUCACUGGCGAAGCUGUAACUGAAUGUGUUGGCGGGGCGGAGGGACUGACCGAGGAAGACUUGAGCCUCAAUUAUACUACCUUUUGUGAUCCUAGGUUGAAUGAGAAGCAGGCGCUGGAACUGGCGUUCCUGGUGGCUAGCUUCUACAGGGAGACUCCUGAAACUAAGGGUAUUAGAGAAUGAAUAAAAGUCCUCAAAUCAAACAGAUACAGGCUUUCAAAUGUGAGCAUAGCGUUGCGACGUCUGGGACGGCAAGAUAUGGAAGAGACAAGACUGAGGGUUGGUCUCGGGUUUCAAUCUCAAAGAACAAAAUACUGUGAUAUCUAUGCCACACUGGCCUUUCUGGAACGCUUUUCAUACACUUGCUAAUCAACAUUCGCCAUACGAAGUCCGAGGGAU